This is a messenger RNA of Asparagus officinalis (garden asparagus), 1258 nucleotides long. Its product is annotated as BAG family molecular chaperone regulator 4. Gene Ontology annotation, cellular component: cytoplasm. Bases 194 to 1012 code for a protein of 272 amino acids. The record is from RefSeq and is a predicted model, not a curated record. Gene Ontology annotation, biological process: protein stabilization. Gene Ontology annotation, molecular function: adenyl-nucleotide exchange factor activity; protein-folding chaperone binding. The transcript is spliced from 4 exons. Lineage: Eukaryota; Viridiplantae; Streptophyta; Magnoliopsida; Asparagales; Asparagaceae.
CCAAAUAUCUUUGAUACCCAGGAACCAAUCUCUAGUGCUGUCAAAAGAGAAAGGGUACUUUUUCUCAAUAACCCAUUAUCCAAAAUUCUCUAUUUUGCAACUCUUUGCUUUGUUAGAGGGGAGAGAAAAGAACAUUUCUUUGCUCUCAAUCAAUCUCUUUACCCUUUCUCUUUCCCGGGUUCGGUGAGUGAAGAUGAGAGGAUCAAGCCCUAAUAAGACUGGGGUCUCAGAGAGUGAUGAGGGUGAAAUAGAUUGGGAGCUGAGGCCUGGAGGGAUGCUGGUUCAAAAGAGAGAAGAUGGGGGUGAGGGUUUUGGACCCUUGAUCAAGAUCAAGGUUGCCCAUGGAAAUUCUCAUCAUGAGGUCUCUGUGCCUGCUCAAUCCACCUUUGGGGAAUUGAAAAGGGCUCUUGCACAAAAGACUAACUUGGAGCCUCAGGAACAAAGGUUGCUAUUCAGAGGAAAAGAGAAGGACAACGGGGAAUUUCUGCACAUGGUGGGAGUUAAAGACAAGUCGAAGCUAGUGCUUUUGGAGGACCCAGCUAGCAAAGAGAGAAAGGCUGAAGAAAUGAAAAGGAAGCUUGAAGAGAUGAAAAGGGAUAGGGGAAUGUCUAAGGCCUGUGAAGCAGUUGUCAUUGUAAGAUCCGAGGUUGAUAAGCUCGCUGAAAAGGUUACUGAUUUGGAGUUAGCGGUGAAUGGGGGUGUAAAGGUUGCAGAGAAAGAGUUUCUCAUGUUGACCGAAUUGCUUAUGGUGCAGUUGCUGAAAUUGGAUGGGAUUGAGGCAGAGGGAGAAGCUAAAGUGCAAAGGAGGAGUGAGGUUCGUCGAAUACAGAGCCUCGAGGACAAGCUUGACGCCCUGAAGGCAAGAAACUCCAAUCCGAACAGCAACAACGGCAAAUCCGUAUCUGUGACGACCCAAUGGCAGACUUUCGAGUCUGGGAUGGGGAGCCUCAGGGCUCCUCCGCCCAUGGCAUCAUCUACUCAAGCAACUAAUGACUGGGAACAGUUCGACUGAAGCCUGUGUCUAAAUUAUCAAGAAUAAGUUUUUAUCCUUUUGGUCUGCGAGAUUUCUUGCUUCACUGUUUUCAACAGAGCUCCUUACAAAGAAAACAGGAUUGGCUUACUCAUACAAAUUGUUGUGAUUAUGAAUUUCCUCUCUCUAUAUAUAUUGUAUGUAUUCAUCAGUUUGGACAAUAGUUUCCGUGUUUUCUGUAUCUGGACAUGUUUUCUUCUGAGUUAAGUUAGUUAAUCUUCCACUUCA